UCCAUUACCUCUCUUUCUCCCCUUCUCCACCUCAUCUCAGGGCAGCCUAAGGAUUCACCAUCCCAUUAAUAUAAGUUGAAUGAAAGAAAAAGAACUCAUUCUGCAUCACAUCUUAUUAUGGAAUCAUCAACCCAAUGCCCUUAAUUUUCAUUAUUCAAUGGAAAAAUAAGGAUCAAGAUCCCGGUGUCAAGUGGUUAUAAAGAAAUAGACAUAUGAAAUAAGUUUUACAGUAUUUAUCGAACAGUUAAUAACAAUUAAAGAUGGAUGGGAAAUGCAAUGUUUGGUCGUAAGAACUAAGACACAUGACAGACUAGGAUGUUAUUUUCUUCUCAGUUCUGAAAUUUUUUUAGCUCUCUCUUGCAUGGUGCAUAAGCAUUCAUCUUCUCCCAUAAUCAAUGCAGGAGUUCAGGAAGAUGUUCUUCCUGCGACCGUUCCAGCUUAUUACAGAGCUCCGCCUGUCAAGAGAGAUCAUUAAAGCCAGACGCCAUAAAGAGAUUGUAAGCCAAAACUUCUCUAUUGUCAAGACGACCAAGCAAAUUUGUACUGGAAAAUGUCUCCCUAAUGUUCAUUUGAUCUAAUCUGUUGAAUUAGUUCUCAGAUAGUAGAGAUCUUCUUCAUGCUUAUUCCAUUGAGUGGCUGCUUCUCCAUUCUAAUAGACAAAUAAUGAUCCAAAAAUCCCACAUCUUACACGGGUUCUGCCCUGUAGAAUUGCAUUGUACAGGUUGUCAUGAUCUGGGUCCUCUUCUUCUUCUUGAAGCUCAAACCCUAAGCGGACCAAGCACGUGAGUCUCUGUGAUAAAAUUUUGGCGUACUUGCGACUGUACCAAUACCGAACACAAGAAACCAAAACAUCCUUUGAUUUGUUGGUUUCGGCCUUGGUUUUGGCCCGUUUGAGUGUCUCCACAACAUUAAAAGCAGUGUGCUGCAACUCUCAAAAACUGCCGAAGCAAAAAAAGGUUGGCGCCCACUGCAUCAAUCUUCCUCUGUACUUCCCCCCCAUACAUCCCCUUAUAAGCCAUUAAUUCACCAAACAAAACCUACCCACUUCUCAAAAACCAUACCCACAAAGCUUAAUCAGCUUCCUCAGUUUCCUGAUCAACUAUCUAUACUAUAUACUUUGGAGUUUCUCCUCUGAACUGAUCAGAAAAGAAAUGCCAGGAAAUGCCACCCUUCACCCUCUUAAACCCUCAUUUGGGUCCAAACUAUCUCACCCAAAUUACAAGAAUCAAGAAUUGUUGCCGGGGCAUGCUUGUGUCAAAGCCCCACGCAGGAACAUCACACUGUGUGCUGCCACUGCAACAGAAAGCGUAGGUGGGUCUGUGAGGACGGUGAACUCAUCAUCAUCCAGUACUUCAUUCUCAUUCUCGUUGACAACCAUUGCUAGGAGAACGUUUUACCAACUGCUCCGGGUGAAGGAAACCGCCUCACAAACGGAGAUCAAAGCAGCAUACCGUAGUUUGGCAAAGCAGUACCAUCCGGACGCCGUCCAUUCAUCCUCCGAUCCUGAUGCUCGGGGUUUCAUAGAGAUUCACAAUGCUUAUGCAACAUUAUCUGAUCCUGUGGCUCGGGCUCACUACGAUUUGUCAAUAGCUGCUUCUAGUGCUGCUGCACCUGCACGUCCAUAUAGGUACGCGGCAGGAUUCCCUAGUCCCACUAGAAGGUGGGAAAGUGAUCAGUGUUGGUAGAAUUACUACUUGUUUUGUAUGAAAGAAACUGCAAUUGAAAACCGAUCUCGUGCUUUUUCAUC
Molecule: messenger RNA, 1747 nt
Organism: Juglans regia (Persian walnut)
Lineage: Eukaryota; Viridiplantae; Streptophyta; Magnoliopsida; Fagales; Juglandaceae
Product: chaperone protein dnaJ 11, chloroplastic-like
Exons: 1
Coding region: 1152-1685 (177 amino acids)
Source: RefSeq, a predicted model, not a curated record